Saimiri boliviensis boliviensis (Bolivian squirrel monkey) is the source of this 654-nucleotide messenger RNA. It is a transcript of the gene HSPB9, whose product is annotated as heat shock protein family B (small) member 9. Lineage: Eukaryota; Metazoa; Chordata; Mammalia; Primates; Cebidae. Gene Ontology annotation, cellular component: nucleus; cytoplasm. The record is from RefSeq and is a predicted model, not a curated record.
AUGGCCUCCCCCGCAGCGGAGAGCGGCGCCGCGCUCCCAGCCCUAGGGCCGCAUGGGCAACCGGCGCUCAGUCCCUCCCCUCCUGGGGUCCUCGUGCCUAGCUCUGCGCUUCGGAGCCUCGAGCUCUUGGACAGCAGUUGGUUGCUCACUCGGAUACAGAGGGUCGGUAAAACUUUCUCCGAGAGCCGGGUGCCAUCCCAGUGUCCCAGCGUGGCCCUCGCUGAACGAAACCAGGCAGCCACACUGCCGGUGCGGCUGCUCAAGGACAGCCCGGCAGCUCACGAGGACAAUGAUCAUGCUAGAGACAGUUUCCAAAUGAAGAUGGAUGCCCGUGGCUUUGCCCCGGAGGAGCUGGUGGUGCAGGUGGAUGGCCAAUGGCUCAUGGUGACCGGACAGCGGCAAAUGGAGGGCAGUGACCCAGAAAGGGGCAGUUACAGCAUGUCACAGAAGAUGCACCGGAAAACGCGACUCCCAUCCAACCUGAAUCCCACCGCCAUGACCUGCUGCCUGACCCCCUCCGGCCAGCUGUGGGUCAGAGGCCAGUGUGGGGCACUGGCUCUCCCUGAAGACCAAACAGGACCGUCCCUGAAACUCGGCAGCCUCAGCUCUAAGGCUUCCAAGCUGACCCAGUAAACAAUAACCCUGUGUGCAGCA